AUGCCGGCUUUACUUUCUAUACUCCCUGCAGCCUUACUGUUCGCAGCCAAAGCGCAGGGACUAGUCACCAGGGCGUCAAGCGCCGCAGACGCCACUUGCACUCCAGCAUCCGGAACGAACGACGACGCCCCCGCAAUCGCCGCCGCCUUCUCCUCGUGCUUCAGCGGAACCAUCGUCAUCCCCGCCGGAAAAACCUAUAAUAUAGGCAGCGUCCUCUCCUGGACCGGCUGCGCAGGCUGCACCCUCCAACUCGACGGCACGCUCAACGUGAGCACCAACCUAACCUAUUGGAAUGGCAAAAGCGAAAUAUUCUCCAUAGCCAACAUUAAUGGCGCCACCAUCUACUCCUCAACGGGAACAGGCGUGAUUGAGGGGAAUGGCCAGGCCAGCUGGGACUACAUCGUCGACGGCGACACGAGCUACGACCGCCCAAACCUUAUUCGCGUCGACGGGACGACGAAUCUCAAGAUGUACAAUUUGGAAAUCCGAAAUUCGCCCCAGUUUCAUGUUGUGACGAGUGGUAACUCGAAGGAUAUUUAUUAUGGCGACAUCACGUUGUACGCUGUCAGUACCUCAAAUAAUGUGGCGCAUAAUACCGAUGGGUUUGAUGUGGGACCGGCGUCGUACGUUACGCUUGAGAAUCUGCAUGUUACCAACGGCGACGAUUGCGUUGUCCUCAAGCCUGGGGCCGACAAUAUCGUGGCGCGGGAGAUCACCUGUAUCGGCUCGCAUGGCCUCUCGGUUGGCAGUCUGGGGAGCAGUUACGGCAAGACGGAUUCCGUGACGAACAGUAUUUUCGAGGGGGCUUACAUGUCAGGGGCUACCAAAGCAGGCGGGGUCAAAGUGUGGCCUGCUGGUCCUGAUCACGGCUCGGCGGUCGUGUCGAACGUGACGUGGAGGGAUAUUUAUUGUGAUGGGUGCCAGUAUGCGCUGCAAAUCGAGUCGUGUUAUUCCGAGGACGAUAGUUAUUGUGAGGAGUAUCCAAGCACAGCGCAGUUGACGAAUGUGGUUUGGCAGAAUGUCACGGGGGUUACGGAUGGGAAGUAUGAUGACGUGGUGGGGAACUUGAAUUGCCCUGGUGCUGGGACUUGUGGGAUUUCUGUUUCGGAGUUGAGCGUUAAGUCGCCAGAUGGGGGGCAGACGGUAUUGUGUGCGAAUACUGAUGGGGAUAUAGGGGUUACUUGUACUAACGGAGCUUCUGGCUGA
Molecule: messenger RNA, 1206 nt
Organism: Pseudomassariella vexata
Lineage: Eukaryota; Fungi; Ascomycota; Sordariomycetes; Amphisphaeriales; Pseudomassariaceae
Product: glycoside hydrolase family 28 protein
Exons: 1
Coding region: 1-1206 (401 amino acids)
Biological process (GO): carbohydrate metabolic process
Molecular function (GO): polygalacturonase activity
Source: RefSeq, a predicted model, not a curated record